Sesamum indicum (sesame) is the source of this 8472-nucleotide messenger RNA. The record is from RefSeq and is a predicted model, not a curated record. NCBI's taxonomy places the organism in Eukaryota, Viridiplantae, Streptophyta, Magnoliopsida, Lamiales, Pedaliaceae.
UCAUUAGGUUCGACAAGAUUAAACUAAAAACGGAUUCAGAACAUCCCUCAAGAAACAAACUUACGAGAUAAAAAUAAUAAAAAAUCUUUGUCCUAAAACCGGAAGCCCAGAUCAUAUAAAUGUUACUGAACUAUUUAAACCGUUUUUGUCAAGCCCGGAACUUUACCAAGGGAAAAACCGACGAUGAUUUGUUUAAGGGUUUGAUGAGGAAGUUAAAAGAAGUUUCCUUUUAGAAAUUCUAUAACAAAUUUGAAUAUCCUAAUAAGGUGUAGUGGGAAUGACAAGAAAGAAAGAGAAAGAUGUAGGGAUAGGGCAUGAAAAUGAUGGAAGUGGAUACCACCAAUUGGAAAUCCAAUCUGAUGGCUAUAGGAUAUUACUUUGACUUUGAAGUUUGUUUCACUGAAAAUAAAAAUAUAAAGAAAAAACAAAAAAAUGUGGAAUUAGUUUCCCCAAUUGUAAUAAGAAAAGGCACGUUGGGAUUUAGAAUUCAAUGAAAAGCAGUCCAUGCAAUGACCCUUGGCAGAAACUUCCCCCGAAAAAAGAGUUGAGAUAAUGUUUUUUUAUUUAUGACUUCGUCUGUGCUGUACAAAAGAAAUACCCUCCAUCAUCGCCGUUUAUGCCACCAGUAAUGAAUUUAUUCAAUGAUCUUGUGUUUUCACCAUGCAAAUCUCCGAAACAAACUUAAGUAGAAUCUUGACUAGUAGCAGAAGUGUGCUGAAUGCUUUCUUUCAACUUCUGAUCAUUAUGUUCAUGUCUUACAAUUGGAUUACCUAGACGUGGACACCAUCAAUGCCACCCUAGUGCUUAGAGAUUCGGAUACCAUAAAUUCUUCUGGUAAGCGAUUCACCUUGGGAUUCUUUAGCCCCAAUGGCACCACACAACCGUUAUACAGGUAUAUGGUACUAUGUUUGCCUUCUUUUAUCCUGGUGGAUGUGUAAGCGAAGAUGGAAAGUUGGAAACAUGUUACUUCAGCAUAUGAACAAUGGGGAACAUGUCUGUCUGGUUCAAGUGAUAUUGUGCUUCACCGUCACCUGGAUAAAGUUAGCACAAAAGAAAUGCCAUUGUACAGUUUUGAGAUGUUAGCAAAGUUAUUAACAUGGCGAAUAAGCUAGGGAUGGGUGGUUUCGGUCUUGUUUAUAAGGUGAACUUUCUUCAAUCAGAAGGUCUAUGCACUGAAUCUGCUCUUUAUUUUGGUCAUCCUCUCUCUCUUGCUAGGGAACAUUGACAAAUGGAAAAGAGGUAGCAGUAAAGAGGCUUUCAGCAGCUUCUGCACAAGGUGUUAUGAAUGAACUGUUUGUUAUUUCUAAACUCCAACACUGUAAUCUUGUUAGAUUACUCGGAUGCUGUGUGGAGAAAGGAGAAAAGAUGUUAAUAUAUGAGUACUUGCAGAAUAAAAGCUUAGAUGUCCUUCUCUUUGUCAGUCAACUUCUCUUUACUUAACUCCAUUUAACUGUUCCACUCUAUGCAAAAUUGUUUCUUAACAUUAUAUCCCAACAUUUUGCUGCAACAGAGUUCUCGUUUUGAUACAUUGUUUAUUUUAUUCCAGAUGAAACACAGCAUGUUCUUGACUGGAAGAAACGAUUCAGUAUCAUUGAAGGAAAGGAAUUGGUCCAGGCCUCCUGUAUCUUCACAGGGACUCCAGGCUGAGAAAAAUUCAUCGAGACUUGAAGCCCAGUAACAUAUUACUAGAUAAGAACUGGAUUCCUAAGAUUUCAGAUUUUGGAAUGGCAAGAAUUUGGAGGCAACCAAGAUCAGGCCAAGACAGGAAGAGUAGUGGGAACAUAUGGAUACAUGACUGCUGAAUGAGCAAUGAGGGGCCGAUUUUCAGAAAAUUGGAUGUCUUCAGUUUUGGAGUUCUUGUUCUGGAGAUCAUAAGUGGGAAAAGAAACACUUGCUUCUACAAUGAUGAAUUAUCUUUAGGCCUUUUGGGAUAUGCCUGGAAAUUGUGGAAUGAAGACAAUGCAUUAGAUCUGAUAGAUAAGAGGAUCUGGAGUUCAAGCUUCGGCAGGAAUUCAUGAGAUGCAUCCACAUUGGGCUCCUUUGUGUCAAAAAAUCCCCGGUAAAUAGGCCCACAAGCUCAACUGUUCUGUCAAUGCUGAGCAGUGAAAUCGUUGAUAUGCCGAUGCCCAAGCAUCCAGGAUUGACUUAUAGAGUCAAUUGCUCUCCCGUUGGAUCUUCUUUGUCCCAAACCCGCGGCACCAAUAAAAUCACUCUCACAGCGCUAGAGGGCCGGUGAGCCUAUAACAAUAGAAUUCCCAGUCAAAAUCCUCUUGUAAAUCAAAUGACUUGUUCUUUUAUCAUAUGACAAUCACACACAAAAAUAGGUAUGAACAGGGUCAAUUUUCUUAGGUACCGUUUCAUGUGGGAUAUCCGAUUGUAUUUACCUUUCCACAAUGUAACCUAGAGGGGGGGAAAUGAGAGAAAUUUAAUUAAUUAAAUCAAUUCUGUGGGUAGUUUUGGGUCAAUCACAAUUUCCAAUUCUUAGCACAUAGAUAUUCGUGAUGAUUCCAAAACCUCCAUUGGAAAUCCACGUUGACAGCCCUACAAUUGGUUCGCAGUUGGCAUGUUGGAAACUUGGAAUGACAAGAUCAACAUGGCUCGAUUUUGUUUGGUUUGACUCAUUACUUUCAGUUGAAGGUUCCCUUGGUCUUCGUCUAACCGUCUGAGAGGUCUGAAUUACCCUCACCCCACUAGGCAGACGUAAUGUGAAUUAACUUCAAGUUAAACUACUUCAGUUUAUUAUUGUAACAGAAACUAAUCAAUAUAUCGCAAAAGGUGGGGACCUGUUUGUUUCAUGGCAUUUGAGAUGGCAGAUACAUGCAAAUUGGACAAAGAAAUACGAGAAGUCGAGAAUCAUAGGCAAUUUGGAUUUACAAUAGAGAGUACACUUGCGCUUUUGGACAAAUUAGAGAUCUAAAACGGCUGGCUACAUGCAAUGAGUGUUAGGUGGGUAUACACCCACUAGUACCAAAAGUAAGAAGUAGUUUUCUGUAAGUUAUUUACACUUGCAAUUUGAUGAAACCUAUACUGUUCAAAGUAUUUCACUGGAGAACUGAGCAAUGGUCAAUUCUCAAGCCCUGAUUCAGAAGUAUCAAAGAAGAAAGAAAAUGCCAUGACCUUUCUGGCAUUAUUAGCUUCUUGAAUCUAUCUUUUUAACAUUAGCACAGUAUAGCAUGCAGACAACCAAGAUGGCGCUCCCGGCAACCAGAAACUUUUGCUUGAAGCCUUUUCUUGAAUCCCUUCUUGUAAUACUCUUGAUCCCAUGUUUGGGUUCUUGCUUAGAAACAGACACCAUUACAGGGAGUCUGAUAAUUGAAGAUCCUGAUACCAUAGUGUCAAGCGGGAAGGUCUACAGACUGGGAUUCUUCAGCCCUGGAAAUACUACUAACCGGUAUAUGGGCAUCUGGAAUGAUGUUUCUCAGACAUCCAUUGUAUGGGUAGCCAAUAGGGACAAACCUCUCGUUAAUGAUUCUUCUGGAACGAUAACAGUAUCUGCAGACGGCAAUCUUGUGCUUAUGAGUCAACAAAAGGAGAUUCUUUGGUCAUCAAAUGUCACUAAUUCUUCAAGGAAUACGAGCGCUCAACUCCUGGAUUCUGGAAAUCUUGUCUUGCGAGACAACUCAAACGGACGCUUGCUGUGGGAGAGUUUUAGGCAUCCUGGGGACGCUUUCCUGCCAACCAUGAAAAUAACUGACAAUGUAAAUACAGGAGAGAGGGCAGUAAUAACAUCAUGGCGAACUCUGGAGGAUCCUGAUUUUGGAAGUUUUACUGCUGGACUCCAGGCUUUGACAAUCCCUCAAAUCUUCAUAUGGAAUGGGAGUCGGCCGCACUGGAGAAGUGGGCCUUGGAAUGGUCUAAUUUUUACAGGAGUCACAGAUAUGUAUGCUGUCUAUCUUGAUGGCUACACGGUGACUAGGCAAAACGAUGGCACUGUUGUGUUUACUAGAGAUUAUUACGGUGAUCUCUUGAUGAAAAUCAUUCUGAAGCCGAAUGGAAGUUUCGUGCAAACAAUGUGGGAUGUGGCUAAAAGGGAUUGGAACGUCACGUGGGUGGCCCCAAUCGAUGCUUGUGAUUUUUAUGGAUGUGAAAGAAGGAGAACACUGCAGUGCGACAGAAGCAGUAAUUCGAGUGAUAAGAGCAGGGAAGACAGAUUUUCUAAGCUAACAAAUGUUAAGGUGCCUGAUUUUAUUCAGGUGUUACCAGGUAUUAAAGAUGAUUGUGAAGGUCUGUGCUUGAACAACUGUUCCUGCAUAGCCUAUUCACAUGAUCCUGGUAUUGGUUGCAUGUUAUGGAGGGAUAGCUUGAUUGAUGUUCGGCAGUUCCCCAGUGGUGGCUCAGAUCUUUAUGUUCGCGUUGCAUAUUCAGUGCUUGAUGACAAGAGGGACCUAAAGCUGAUAAUCAUAAUCCCGGUGAUCACUGGAUCCGUUGCCUUGUCCAUUUGCAUAUUUGUUUUUAGGAUGUGGAGGACUAAGAAAAUAGGAGCUAAAAGACAAAGCAAACAUGAAAUAGCAGGGAGAGCAUAUCCAUCAGAUUCAAGCGAGAUCGUGCUAAUAGAUGAUAUAGAUGAAGUCAGUCUUGAUGAAUUACCAUUGUACAGCUUUCAGGUGCUUGCAAAUGCUACAGACCAAUUUGACGAGGCUAAUCUACUAGGGAAGGGUGGUUUUGGACCCGUGUAUAAGGGAAAGUUGGCAAAUGGGAAAGAAAUUGCUGUGAAAAGGCUUUCAAGAGCAUCUGGACAAGGGUUAAAGGAAUUCAUGAAUGAAGUGGUUGUGAUUUCCAAACUCCAACACAGAAAUCUUGUCAGUUUGUUAGGCUGCUGUGUCGAAAAAGAAGAAAAGAUGCUGAUAUAUGAAUUCAUGGCUAACGGAAGCCUGGAUUUCUUCCUCUUUGAUCCAUCUCAAAGGAUUCUAGAUUGGAACAAACGUUUCAAUAUAAUGGAAGGUAUUGGCCGCGGCCUCCUUUAUCUCCACAGGGACUCGCGGUUGAGGAUAAUCCACAGAGACCUAAAGCCAAGCAAUGUGCUGCUAGACGAGAACUGGAAUCCAAAGAUUUCCGACUUUGGCAUGGCCAGAAUAUUUGGAGGAAUAGAAGAUCAGGCAAACACUGCUAGAGUGGUCGGAACAUAUGGGUACAUGGCCCCUGAAUAUGCAAUGGGAGGGAGAUUUUCGGAAAAAUCUGAUGUCUUCAGCUUCGGAGUUUUAGUGUUAGAGAUAAUAAGCGGGAGAAGGAAUACGAGCUUCUACAACGAUGAGAUGGCUUUGAGCCUUCUGGAAUAUGCAUGGAAAGUAUGCAAUGAAGGCAAUUUUGAGGUCUUAAUAGAUGAAAGAGUAUCGAGUCCAGAGCUCCUGGCUGAGAUCAUUCGGUGCACACACAUUGGACUACUGUGCGUGCAAGAAUUUCCUAUUAACAGACCAACUAUAUCAAAUGUUCUGUCAAUGCUUGGUAAGGAAAUCGCAGAUCUGCCUCUCCCAGAACAACCUGCAUUUACACAGAAGCUGGGUCGCAAUCCUCCACCGCAUUCCUCCUCGCAGAGCCAGACAAUGACGGGUUCCUCCAAUGAUGUCACUAUUACAGUAAUCGAGGGGGUUCGCAUUGUAGUUUUCUUUGCUCACGGAGAUUUUGUGCUAUUAAGAAUAUUGAAGCUGCUGGAGAAAGGCCCUGAUCUGAAAGAAGAAAGGGACAGGGCCCGGAAAGUUUCAAGAGGGAUUCAAGGAUUUGGCAGCUUCUGCCACAGGGAUUCAUCCGCUGGGCAUGAUGUAUUUCCAGAAUCAUCCCAGAAAGCAUUUGGGAGAUGCAAUUCAGAGUUCAACCAGAAAAUCAAGUAUCUAAGCCCGGACAGUUCCAGUAUUGGUGCGGAUUCCAGAGAAGAUUUGGCUCCAAAUGAAGAAAGCGGGAACUUCACUGGGGAAUUGAAGCCGCUGUUGGAACAGCAGAAAGAUGAGGCAGUCGUCCUCUUAGGCAGCCACCUCCGCCGUUUUCUGCGACCGCCGCCAUCUGGCCUCGGUCAAUUAUUUGUUAAGUGGAUGCCCAUUUGGUGGUUGAUAGUGGUAACCAAACUUGAGACUGCAAACCAUCAGACUAUUGGCCUUGAAUUGGUUAAUGCUAGUGAAGAUGAUCCCGACAACACCCAAGAACUCCAACAGCGGCGAAGUGUCACCAAGCCGAACUUGGAAACCAGAGAUAAAAGCUGGAGCAGGCAAAACUUUGGUACACAAGUCAGCAAUUUGUUGCAUGCUGGAAAUGUGUCAAGGGGCAAUCUUGUGCUUAUGAGUCAACAAAAGGAGAUUCUUUGGUCAUCACAUGUCACUAAUUCUUCAAGGAAUACGAGCGCUCAACUCCUGGAUUCUGGAAAUCUUGUCUUGCGAGACAACUCAAACGGACGCUUGCUGUGGGAGAGUUUUAGGCAUCCUGGGGACGAUUUCCUGCCAACCAUGAAAAUAACUGACAAUGUAAAUACAGGAGAGAGGGCAGUAAUAACAUCAUGGCGAACUCUGGAGGAUCCUGAUUUUGGAAGUUUUACUGCUGGACCCCAGGCUUUGAGCAUCCCUCAAAUCUUCAUAUGGAAUGGGAGUCGGCCGCACUGGAGAAGUGGGCCGUGGAAUGGUCUAAUUUUUACAGGAGUCACAGAUAUGUAUGCUGUCUAUUUUGAUGGCUACACAGUGACUAGGCAAAACGAUGGCACUGUUGUGUUUACUAGAGAUUAUUACGGGAUUGGAACGUCACGUGGGUGGCCCCAAUCGAUGCUUGUGAUUUUUACAAUGGACAAAGGGAACUGGAACCAUGGAUGUGAAAGAAGGAGAACACUGCAGUGCGACAGAAGCAGUAAUUCGAGUGAUAAGAGCAGGGAAGACAUAUUUUCUAAGCUAACAAAUGUUAAGGUGCCUGAUUUUAUUCAGGUGUUACCAGGUAUUAAAGAUGAUUGUGAAGGUCUGUGCUUGAACAACUGUUCCUGCAUAGCCUAUUCACAUGAUCCUGGUAUCGGUUGCGUGUUAUGGAGGGAUAGCUUGAUUGAUGUUCGGCAGUUCCCCAGUGGUGGCUCAGAUCUUUAUGUUCGCGUUGCAUAUUCAGUGCUUGAUGACAAGAGGGACCUAAAGCUGAUAAUCAUAAUCCCGGUGAUCACUGGAUCCGUUGCCUUGUCCAUUUGCAUAUUUGUCUUUAGGAUGUGGAGGACUAAGAAAAUAGGUAAUCUUGGGCAGAGGAUCUGAAACCAAUAUGGGAAUCCUCUUUAUGUGGACGAGAUCGUGCUAAUAGAUGAUAUAGAUGAAGUCAGUCUUGAUGAAUUACCAUUGUGCAGCUUUCAGGUGCUUGCAAAUGCUACAGACCAAUUUGACGAGGCUAAUCUACUAGGGAAGGGUGGUUUUGGACCGUGUAUAAAGGGAAAGUUGGCAAAUGGGAAAGAAAUUGCUGUGAAAAGGCUUUCAAGAGCAUCUGGACAAGGGUUGAAGGAAUUCAUGAAUGAAGUGGUUGUGAUUUCCAAACUCCACCACAGAAAUCUUGUCAGUUUGUUAGGCUGCUGUGUCAAAAAAGCAGAAAAGAUGCUGAUAUAUGAAUUCAUGGCUAACGGAAGCCUGGAUUUCUUCCUCUUUGAUCCAUCUCAAAGGAUUCUAGAUUGGAGCAAACGUUUCAAUAUAAUGGAAGGUAUUGGCCGCGGCCUCCUUUAUCUCCACAGGGACUUGCGGUUGAGGAUAAUCCACAGAGACCUAAAGCCAAGCAAUGUGCUGCUAGACGAGAACUGGAAUCCAAAGAUUUCCGACUUUGGCAUGGCCAGAAUAUUUGGAGGAAGAGAAGAUCAGGCAAACACUGCUAGAGUGGUCGGAACAUAUGGGUACAUGGCCCCUGAAUAUGCAAUGGGAGGGAGAUUUUCGGAAAAAUCUGAUGUCUUCAGCUUCGGAGUUUUAGUGUUAGAGAUAAUAAGCGGGAGAAGGAAUACGAGCUUCUACAACGAUGAGAUGGCAUGGAAAGUAUGGAAUGAAGGCAAUUUUGAGGUCUUAAUAGAUGAAAGAAUAUCGAGUCCAGAGCUCCUGGCUGAGAUAAUUCGGUGCACACACAUUGGACUACUGUGCGUGCAAGAAUUUCCUAUUAACAGACCAACUAUAUCAAAUGUUCUGUCAAUGCUUGGUAAGAAAAUUGCAGAUCUGCCUCUCCCAGAACAACCUGCAUUUACAGAGAAGCUGGGUCGCAAUCCUCCACCGCAUUCCUCCUCGCAGAGCCAGACAAUGACGGGUUCCUCCAAUGAUGUCACUAUUACAGUAAUCGAGGGUCGAUGAUUCCAUAAUUUCCUUUCAUAAGUAUUGUGAGUAAAAUUUCUAUCAAUCUGAAAGACAUUUAUUCCCAGGAGCCAUUUAUCAUGAACUAAAAAACAACGUACUAGUUCUGCCCAGCUAACACAAAGUAUAUACAUAUUCAGAUAGGGCAAAGAAUAUUUUGAUAUGUGUCAGAAGAAUGUUUGCAGUAAACUCACAGUGAGGCAGA